Neurospora tetrasperma FGSC 2508 is the source of this 210-nucleotide messenger RNA. RefSeq lists its product as uncharacterized. The annotation marks the transcript as partial. The transcript has a single exon. The record is from RefSeq and is a predicted model, not a curated record. Lineage: Eukaryota; Fungi; Ascomycota; Sordariomycetes; Sordariales; Sordariaceae.
UUUGGCCCCGACCCCGCGUUGCGUCUUGACAUGCACUGUCUCGACGUGUGCAUCAAGCGGCUCUCUCAACAGUGGGAGACGCCACGACUCGUUACGACAAAGGUGGAUAACAAUGAUUUCCCUCUAUUCUACCCAAAGGAUGACGCAACGAGCCGUUACAUUGCGGAGGCGACCAGCGUGGUUGACCGCGUCGCGCAACUGUCCCAGGAC